Molecule: messenger RNA, 2683 nt
Organism: Pseudomassariella vexata
Lineage: Eukaryota; Fungi; Ascomycota; Sordariomycetes; Amphisphaeriales; Pseudomassariaceae
Product: transmembrane amino acid transporter protein-domain-containing protein
Exons: 7
Coding region: 403-2433 (676 amino acids)
Biological process (GO): amino acid transmembrane transport
Cellular component (GO): vacuolar membrane
Molecular function (GO): amino acid transmembrane transporter activity
Source: RefSeq, a predicted model, not a curated record
CUACAUUUUUCUAUCCGGCGCUUUCGAAGCGGCCGAAAUGAUGUAACCUGGUCAAGUGGUCAUGGCAAUUAGUAAAUGCAGUUUCUGAUUUCUAUAGAAAUAUCUCUUUGACUCUUUCUUCAACUUCCCACACUUGAGCCUCUGCUCAAACUCUUGUUCGUCUGUUCUCAUGUUGUAAAAGUAGAGAGUACCAAUCUACCACCCAACCAGUUUCCUCGUAGACAUCCACGACAUCCACGGCGUCGCAUUGAUCUUCAUCCCACCCCUCCACCGCCAGUGCCGCCCUCGAGUUUUCGUCUUGCUUGUUUUGCCAAGGACGAAAGCUUGUGGACCCUACAUAUUCAAUCGCGAGUCGCGCAAUCUCUAAAAAGGAAGAAGGGUUGACCAAAUCGAGAGCUCAUCAUGUCUUCGAGACAUCCCACAUCGUGGGACCAGUAUGAACGUGGGAACUCUCCUGGGAGGGGCAGCGUGUCCUCCACUGGACAACACAGCGUCAGUUUCGCCGAGGGGCAGAGUCUCCUGGGCGAUCACGAAGGCCACGAAGACCACGAUAACUCUACAGAGUGGAUGGGGCGCCUUCGCCGGAGAUCCUCCGUAACUAACAGGCUCGCUGCUAUCACCGAAAUCGGUGGCGUCAAUAGCAUUCGAUCCUUCACUCGAAGCUGGCAACGCGCCGCUGUGUUUCCUGAGGUCAUUCCUCAACGACCGUCCUUCGUAUUCGCCCCAGACCAGGAGCCGGCCGACCCCAUUCAUUAUGGCAGGACUGAUGUUGAGACUGGUCCUCGGACGUCGCUCCUACGGAGCCACCUCGAGGCAAACACUGCUCCUGAAAAUGCCAUUCUUGACACAGAGGACGACGCAGGGCCCGCGGGCACGCUGCCCCAUCGAUCGGGGGGUGCCGAGGGAAAGCUGUUCGACAAUGACCUUCCUGGGGUAACAUCGCCGUCUGGGUCGGCAAGGACCAACUCUGUAUUUGAGGUGCCGCCUCAUCUCUCGGGGCAGGUGCCAUUCGUGGGCAGUUACUCGUCGUAUGUGACGUAUGGCACCGUUGACUCCGAGAUAAGUCGGCCGUCCAUGGCCGAAGCUGGAGAGCUUUGGCGGCAACAACAAGAAGCAGGUGUUGAAGUGCCGAAUGGCGAACACCCGCGCAUUAUGGUCAAGGAGGUGGAACAGGACGGCAAGUUUGUUCUCGCAGUUGCUGGCCAGUCUACACUGCCGCAGACAGUCGUUAACUCUACCAAUGUUUUGAUUGGUGUCGGCCUACUCAGUCUGCCCAUUGGCAUGAGAUAUGCUGGUUGGCUUGUCGGCAUGGUCGCGCUUUUCUGUUGCGCCGCUGUGACAAGUUGGACGGCGCGACUGCUCAGCAAGUGCAUGGAUCUGGACCCUACCCUCAUCACUUUCUCCGACGUUGCGUAUAUCUCGUUUGGGAAAAAUGCUCGAGUAAUCACAAGUAUCGUCUUUACGCUCGAACUUAUUGCGGCCUGCGUCGCUCUCAUAGUAUUGUUUGCCGACUCCCUGUCGCUUUUGUUCCCGGGUAUGCUCUCCGUUAACGGAUGGAAAGUCAUCUGCGCCGUAGUGUUAAUACCCUUUCAAUUUGCUCCUCUCCGGAUCUUGAGUUACACCAGCUUUCUUGGCAUCCUUAGCGUCCUUAGCAUUGCCAUUAUUGUCAUAUUGGAUGGGUUGAUCAAGCCGCAUGGGCCUGGCUCGCUCAUCGAGCCGGCAGCUACAUAUCUAUUCCCAGAAAACUGGCUAACGUUGCCACUAUCGUUUGGCCUACUUAUGUCUCCUUGGGGUGGGCACGGUGUUUUCCCAAACAUCUACCGUGAUAUGCGACACCCUCACCGAUACAAGGAGGCUGUAACCAUUACUUUUAGCUUCACCUACCUGCUAGACGUUACCAUGGCCGUCGUCGGCCUCAUCAUGUUCGGAGACGGCGUGCGGGAUGAGAUCACUUCCAACAUCCUUCGGACAACGGGCUACCCCGAAGUUCUGAAUGUGUCCCUGGUCAUCUUUAUCGCCAUCAUCCCCUUAACUAAGAUCCCCUUGAAUGCCCAGCCUAUCGUGACCACCAUGGAGGUGUUGGCCGGCCUGCGUCAGCAUGUUAUGGCGGACAAUUCUGCCUUGCUUGGUCGAUCCAGCGCAUUCAGGGGCGUUAUGAAGAUCGUCAUCCGUAUCAUGACCUUGCUCAUACUUUUGAUCAUUGCCAUUCUGUUCCCGGAUUUCGACAGCAUCAUGGCUUUCAUGGGGAGCGCUCUGUGCUUUACUAUUUGCGUGACAUUACCAUUGGCGUUCUACCUGAAGCUUUUCGGGCACGAGAUCAUGGCCAAGGAACGUAUAUUAGCAUGGUUCGUGAUGACUACGUCGUUCGUGCUCUCGGUCAUCGGUACGGUCUGGGCAUUCCUCCCCAAGAGCCUCAUCGGCAUCACCACAUAGGACGUGUGCCAGGAGCUGCUAGGUUCAUGGUGAUAUCGAUCUGAUGGCGCACCCGGUCUGGGAAGCGAGGGAGGGAGGCGAAUUUUCUGAAUAAUGAUCCAUGCAUACACGGAAUCGUUCCUAAACUAUGAUGAUAUGAGGCGAGACAUCUUCUAUUGCAUCAUUCAUAGCAUAUCACUCGCGGGAUUCUGCACAUUGGUCAAGUUUGAUGGAGUUGACGAAUAUGGAAAACGUGACCAGUUCACCUGCU